AUGGUGUCGGCAAGAAGCGCGGUGGCGGCGCCAUCCUCCAUUGAUGGAUCCGGCGUUGGUGGCUUUCCCAAAGAUAGAUGGAUUUUGUUCCCUCAUUCACCGUCUCAAGCCUGGUUUGAUGCGGCUGGCAAUGAUCCCUCUUCUCCUGUAUCAUGGACUGAGAAGAGGAUCCUAUGGACAGAGAAAGAGGAUCUUAGAUUGAUGAGCGUUUGGAUAGAACAUUCAACAGACUCUACCUAUGGAGCCGAUAAGGGUGGUAACCGGUAUUGGGGUGAGGUUGUUGAAUCCUACAACAAGACUACCCCACCAUUUCGAAAGAGAAAUCUGAAGCAAUGCAAGGAUAGAUGGCACAAGAUUAAUAGGUGGACAAACCUCUUUGAAUGUGCUUAUGUAAAGGUUCGCAGAGUAUUUACAAGUGGAUAUUCUGAUCAAAUGUGGAUUGAUGCAGCCCACAAGUUCUAUGUGGAGGACAACAAAGAUGCAAAACUAGGACCCUUUGUUGGGAUUGAGGUUUGGAAAAUUUGUCGAGAAGUGUCAAAGUGGAAAACAUACAAUGAAGAGCUGAGGAAUGCACACAAAUUAGGCAAAUUCGGGGAGGAAACAAAUGCAAACCGUAUGAAGAUAUUGGGCUGCAAGAAAAGCUAUCAUCCGAGAAGCUUGAUACCACAAAACUUGCCCACCUUUAUUGCACAAGAGACCAAAAAGGGAAAGAUGCUUGAGAAAGAAUCAAAGAUGAUGGAGGCUUAUAACAUGACCUCAUCUUACAAGAUACAAGUUCAAUGUCCAAUGUGGAAAAGGCGGAGCGAGUUCUUUGCCAUGAAGUGUCUUAGGAAGGCCCUUUUUCCUGAAAGUAACUAA
Messenger RNA from Miscanthus lutarioriparius, 858 nucleotides. NCBI's taxonomy places the organism in Eukaryota, Viridiplantae, Streptophyta, Magnoliopsida, Poales, Poaceae. The record is from the annotation of a GenBank genome assembly.